Molecule: messenger RNA, 909 nt
Organism: Trypanosoma conorhini
Lineage: Eukaryota; Euglenozoa; Kinetoplastea; Trypanosomatida; Trypanosomatidae
Product: putative calcium uniporter protein, mitochondrial
Exons: 1
Coding region: 1-909 (302 amino acids)
Biological process (GO): mitochondrial calcium ion homeostasis; calcium import into the mitochondrion
Cellular component (GO): uniplex complex; mitochondrial inner membrane
Molecular function (GO): calcium channel activity; uniporter activity
Source: RefSeq, a predicted model, not a curated record
AUGCGCGUGGGAGCGCCCAGCCGACGGAGUUGUUUUGCAUGGGCGCGCAGUCCACUUCCACGGGCACAUCGCGGUGACGCUAGUGGAUCCCCAGUUGCUUCCACGGGGACACGUGCCUGCGCGACGGCCGCGGGGGCGGUGACGCAGAAGCCUCCUCCGCAGCCUUCACCUGCGCUAACGGCGGCGGAGUUUGCCCAAAUUGCGCCGAUGGUGUUGCUCCGUCAGGCGCUGCAGCAGCACGCCGUAGCGGGCAGUGGCGUCGGUGUGCGCGGGAACGCGCAUCUCAUCAGCCGGACGGUGUUUGACCGGCACUGUGCUGAAAGUCACAUAGAAGAUAGUGACGAGGCCCUGCGGCUCUUGGCGGAGGCCGGCACCGUCGUCCCUAUUUCUGGCGGGAAGGAGGUGCAUCUGCGGCCGCUGCAGCUUGUGCACAUGUACGAAGACCUCGUUGUUGCGGCGGCGGGCCCUUCCUCGGACUUCUUCAUUGAGGAAGCCACGCGACGCUUGGAGGCUGCCGAGGCUGACGCCGCGGCGAUGAGGCGGGAGCUGCAGCCCGCCGUCGUGCGAGCCGCCAAGUGGCGUCGACGCGUGUGGGGUGCGGCGCUCUGCUUCACAGGGGCCCAGCUGGCCGUGAUCUCGCGACUCACCUUCUUUGACCUCGACUGGGACAUCAUGGAGCCGGUCUCGUACUUCCUUGGGACAGGCACCUCCCUGCUCUUCUUCGGCUACUUCCUCCGGCACGGGCGCUCGCACAGCUACCGGGACUACGAUCGCACAAGGCUGCCUGCAAAACUGCGGGAGUAUGCGCCGCGUGACUUUGACUGGGACAAGUACGAGGCCAUUUGCAACAGGGUCGAGGCGGAACGCCGCAUGCUGGCGAGAAUCAAAGAGUGGAUGAAGCAACACUAA